This is a messenger RNA of Sitophilus oryzae (rice weevil), 2590 nucleotides long. Its product is annotated as engulfment and cell motility protein 1-like. The coding region runs from base 288 to 2534 and encodes 748 amino acids. The record is from RefSeq and is a predicted model, not a curated record. The transcript has 14 exons. Lineage: Eukaryota; Metazoa; Arthropoda; Insecta; Coleoptera; Curculionidae.
UUGUUUCAAUAAAACCACAUACGGGAAGUGCACUAACAACAAUUUUAUUUUCUGUUUUGUUUUGGCAUAUUAUCACAAAGUCUGUUGCUUGGUUUAUUUUACUCUUUAACAUAUAGAGAAAAAUUAUAUUGUAAUUAGUCACAGUUCGCCUUGCUUUCGCGUAUUUUAUGAACAUUUACCUGUAAAAACUGUAGUAAGAUUGGUUAGAUAUAUCAUCUUAAGUUUAUCGAGUUUUCUAGCUCAAUAUUUCGGGAAAGAAAUUGUUUUGUAAAAUUAUAGGAUAUAAGAUGACGACGAUAGCAAAAAUAUCCGUUGAAAAAUAUGAUUCACAAGAACAAAUUUUAUAUGAUUUCGACAAAAGUAAAAGCUUGGAGGAUAAUAUUAAAGAUAUCUGCGAAAAAACUGGAAUCCCCGAAUCAAACGUGUUUGGUUUGAAACACAAUCCGACCAAAAACAAUUUAACAAACCAUUACGUUUCCGAAGAUAAUUAUUUAAACAUCAAACACAACGACUGUUUAAAAGUGGUAUUUUCGAUCAAACAUAUACUGAGUUAUAUAGAGACUCAUAUUUUCGAUCCAGCAUUGAGAGACACUGUCUUUCAGUACAUUGAUAGAUUGGGAACUGAUCCGGUAUUUAUAGAGGAACUUGCUGACAGUGAGGGUCAUAUAAAACUCAUCGAUAUCUUCAUAACUGAGAAUUUAGAGGAAACCGAAGAAGAACUGCCUUUACUAAUAACCAUUCUUCACUUGUUCUCUAAGGGAAGAAUAAAAGAUACUAGUCAAAACAUACUGCAGAAAAUUUUUAAUAUAUUGAACAACACAGACAAACCUUUAGAAACCUAUAAUUAUAGUUUGUCUAUUUUGCAGAAGAUAUUGGUUAGCAGGAAUCAUGUUUUUGAUCCAUGGAAGGAAAAGAUUAUUCAGUACUUACCUUUGAAAGACAUAGUACCCUACACAUGGAAACACUCAAACAUGGAUCUUCAGUAUAGUGCUCUCUUGCUCAUAAACACGUUAAUUCGCGUAUGCAAAGGAGACAGAAGACUGAAACUUAUCAAGGAGAUGAACCAAAGUAAAAACAGAGAAAAUAUUUACAAUUAUAUCAUUGUAAAGGGAAAUUUGGAUAGGAAAAUGGAACAUGAAUUGUAUGUUUUACAAACAUACCUGUUAAGUUUAUUUACUGAAGCCCUUCACAGUGGUAUACCGAUAAACAAUAAUUCCUUUUUUAAAAAGGAUGACUUUGAACUGUGUCCUGAAGACAUGAGGAGGAUUACAGUUCUGAUGGACUUUGAGGAAGAUGCUUCGCCUCUAAAUCAGUUUCAUUCCAUAGAAAAUCUAGUGCUUAACGACGGAGAUAGAAAUUCUAGAAUAUCACUGGCCUCGCUUAAAUCAAACGAGAGCAUUCAGACUGGCAGCAAGGGUUCUUCUAAAUACAAUUCAGAGUAUUUUGAUGUGGAUAAUGCAACAAUCAGUCACUUAACACUAGAAGCAUUAAAAUAUUAUAAGGCAUCCUAUUAUCGAAAUUUUCAUCAAUCCCAGAUCGAAGAAAAAUUAUAUGAACCCGGGAUAUACGUGACCAGUGAAAAAAUCGUAAAAAUGCUGGGCAAACUUCUUCACAUCGGCGUGGAAACGCCGGAGAGCAAGAGCACGUUCUAUCAGCCCGUCGUGUUUUUUUCCUCCGGCAGAAAACCGUUUUUCUUCGAACUUUUCUCGAGGACGAUGUGGCUCCUGUCCCAGACGAGGAGGGAGAUGAAAGCAUCCACGAUAACCGACUACCCUAAGGUUAUGUACAUUUUAGAGAAACAAAUACAGAUCGCUCUGGAGACCAGACCAAUAGAUUUCCAAAAACUUACCGACGCUUUAUCCAACAUUUCAUUUCAAAUUGUUAUUGAAAAGAUACAGAAUGUAAAGGAAGCAAACUUAAUACAUAUGAUUGAAUAUCAUCCGUGUAUUAAAGAAAUGAGACAAAAAUUUAUAGUCGAAAAUGAAGCUGUAGUAUACCAACAACGGAUUAACUGCCUUCUAGCUGGAUUACAUUUUCCAAAAGUUCAGGAAAAGAAGGCGCAUGGCAAUAUAUUUGUACAGCUGUCAAAAAAUAUGAAGGAUCUAUUGGUAUAUGAAAUGGAAAAUGUAAAAAAGCCAGCCGUCUACGAUUCGCCUAAAACUUUCCCUGUUGACGAUAUUACACACGUUGUCAUAGGAAACAACUGCCAACAUUCGCACUUAUGCGAUCCAAAACUGGCUUUUUCCAUCAUAAUCAAUCACGCCGAAGUAGUUAAAUUUAUUGGUAAAGAUGAAAAAAUUGCCGCCUAUUGGUCAGAUGCCUUAAUUCUGCUUUCAAAAAGAAAUAUGGCUCAACUUAGUAAAUACUACCACAAGGAAUUGAACAACCUUGUUAUGAUGGACGUUAGACUGGCUCUGAUAGAACUCCAGAAUAUAACUAUACCCAAACAUCCGCCUAAUGUACCACCCGUACCAACAUUUUUGAAACCUCCACUCCCACCAAAACCAAUGCUGCGAAAGCCUUCACUUUUAUAGAGAAUUUAUGUAUAAAUUUUGUAUAUUACUAUUAAAAUAUAUUUUAACACGCAACA